This is a messenger RNA of Diceros bicornis minor, 930 nucleotides long. RefSeq names its product olfactory receptor 52E2-like. Gene Ontology annotation, cellular component: membrane. Gene Ontology annotation, biological process: G protein-coupled receptor signaling pathway. The coding region runs from base 1 to 930 and encodes 309 amino acids. The transcript has a single exon. Gene Ontology annotation, molecular function: olfactory receptor activity. Lineage: Eukaryota; Metazoa; Chordata; Mammalia; Perissodactyla; Rhinocerotidae. The record is from RefSeq and is a predicted model, not a curated record.
AUGUCUGUGUCCAAUGACACCAAGGUCCACCCCUCCUCCUUCCUGCUGCUGGGAAUCCCAGGACUAGAAAACAUCCACAUCUGGAUUGGCUUUCCCUUUUGUGUUGUGUAUCUGAUUGCACUCCUAGGAAACUUCACCAUCUUGUUUGUCAUCCAGACUGAGCACAGCCUCCACCAGCCCAUGUUCUACUUCUUGGCUAUGCUGGCUACCAUUGACCUGGAACUGUCCACAGUCACUGGCGCUAAGAUGCUGGGCAUAUUCUGGUUCAGCUUCAGGGAGAUAAUUUUUGGUGGCUGCCUCACUCAGAUGUUUUUCAUUCACAUCUUUACUGGCAUGGAGUCGGUAGUCCUUCCUGCCAUGGCUUAUGACCAUUACAUAGCUAUCUGUAAUCCUCUCCAUUAUCACACAAUCCUUACUAACAAGGUAGUAGCUCUCUUUGGUUUUGGGGUGGUGGGGAGAUCUUUCCUCUGUGUAUUCCCCUGUGUCUUCCUCAUCUUGCGAUUGCCCUUCUAUGGACACCGAAUCAUCCCCCACACAUAUUGUGAGCACAUGGGUCUUGCUCGUCUGGCCUGUGCAAGUAUCAAAGUCAACAUCAUAUCUGGUCUGGGGGCCAUAGCUAUCCUCUGUUUUGACAUCAUGGCCAUUGCCCUGUCCUAUGUCCAAAUUCUCCAUGCUGUUUUCCAUCUCCCCUCUCCUGAAGCCAGGCUCAAGUCUCUCAGCACCUGUGGUUCUCAUGUCUGUGUAAUUUUGACCUUUUACACCCCAGCUCUCUUCUCAUUUAUGACACACCGCUUUGGCCAAAAUGUUCCCCACUACAUCCAUAUCCUUCUAGCCAAUCUGUAUGUAGUGAUUCCCCCAGUGUUCAACCCUGUCAUUUCUGGAGUUAGGACUAAGCAGAUCUAUGAAAGGGUGCUCAGAAUAUUCAUUUAG